UCAUUUGUCUCAAUGAUUAUUGGUGAAAUCUAUUUUCAAUUUUUUUUUUCUGAGCCGUUUCUGCGUCGAAAUCUGUAAUUUAUUAAGAAUAGUUUAAAAGUUUUCUCGGUAACCAAACAUACGUUUUUGCGUAACAAUUUAUUAAUUUUUCGUUUCGGUUUUUGUUUUUUAGCCAAGUUUGUGCGUCGCACGUUUGUAUUUUAUAAAUUUUUUUUUUGGAAUUUUCUUGGUCUUUGAAGAAUCAUCCAAUUUGUUUGUCUCUUUGUGUCCUAGUCAGUGCUUCGAAGCUUCGUUUAUAGUAACGAGUCUAGUGCAUGUAGAAAUUAGUAUGAUUGUUGCAAUUGUUGAUCUAAGUUUAUUGCAUGUUUUCGAAUUCCUUGUUUUGUGUUUUUGGGUUCAAUGCAGAUAGUCGAAAUCAAAAUUUUCUUCUUCUGAAAGGGUAUAGUUAAAUCAACUGUUAUUUUUCUUGUGGAUGAAUUGAUUGAAAGAGAGGAGCAAAUUGCCAAAUGGAUCAAGUAUUGAGUGCAGUUGCAACGAGAUUGCAAAUGGUAUCCACCUCUGAUCACGCUUCUGUGGUUUCAAUGAACCUUUUCGUGGCGCUUCUUUGUGCUUGUAUAGUGCUUGGUCAUCUUCUUGAAGAAAACCGCUGGGUGAAUGAGUCAAUUACUGCCCUUGUCAUAGGUCUUUGUACCGGUGGUCUUAUUUUACUUUUUAGUGGUGGUAAAAGUUCGCAUCUGUUAGUCUUCAGUGAAGAUCUGUUCUUUAUAUAUCUUCUGCCGCCUAUAAUAUUUAAUGCUGGGUUUCAAGUUAAAAAGAAGCAAUUUUUUCAUAAUUUCAUAACCAUUAUGCUUUUUGGUGCAGUUGGUACGUUAAUAAGCUGUACCAUCAUAUCACUAGGUGUUAUUCGGUUCUUUAAAAAAAUGGAUAUUGGUACAUUGGAUGUAGGGGAUUAUUUAGCAAUUGGUGCAAUAUUUGCUGCCACGGAUUCUGUUUGCACUUUGCAGGUGCUCAAUCAGGAUGAAACACCUUUACUUUACAGUUUGGUGUUUGGGGAGGGUGUUGUAAAUGAUGCUACAUCUGUAGUGCUCUUUAAUGCUAUCCAAAGCUUUGAUCUCACUCGUAUCAACACAAGAACAGCCUUUCAGUUUAUUGGAAACUUCUUUUAUUUAUUUUUUACUAGCACGAUGCUUGGGGUGUUUGCUGGACUGCUGAGUGCUUACAUAAUCAAAAAGCUAUAUAUUGGCAGGCACUCAACAGAUCGUGAAGUUUCUCUCAUGAUGCUCAUGGCAUACCUUUCAUAUGUUAUGGCAGAACUAUUUUAUUUGAGUGGCAUUCUUACAGUAUUUUUCUGUGGGAUAGUGAUGUCACAUUACACUUGGCAUAAUGUGACUGAGAGUUCAAGAGUCACUACCAAGCACACUUUUGCGACCUUGUCUUUUGUUGCUGAGAUUUUUAUCUUCCUCUAUGUUGGGAUGGAUGCCCUGGACAUGGAGAAGUGGAAAUUUGUUAAUGAUAGCCCUGAAACAACCGUUGCAGUGAGCUCAGUGCUGAUUGGUCUGGUUAUGGCUGGACGAGCAGCUUUUGUUUUCCCCCUAUCAUUUUUAACAAAUUUAGCUAAGAAAAAUCCUGCCGAGAGGAUUGGCUUUAAGCAGCAAGUUGUGAUUUGGUGGUCUGGUCUCAUGAGAGGUGCCGUGUCCAUGGCACUUGCUUAUAAUCAGUUUACAAGUUCAGGUCACACUCAGUUGCCGGGGAAUGCUAUCAUGAUCACCAGCACUAUAACUGUUGUUCUUUUCAGCACAGUGGUUUUUGGUUUGUUGACUAAACCUCUUAUAAUAUUGCUGCUGCCUCAUCCAAAACAUACAAACUCAUUAUUAUCAGAUUCAUCUAGUCCGAAAUCAACGGUAGUGCCACUUUUGGGAGGCCAACAGGACUCCUCAUACACUGAGUUUGGUAGCAGUGAUUUCAUCCGUCCAGGAGGCAUCAGGGCACUUCUGACAACCCCGGCACACACUGUUCACUAUUACUGGCGCAAAUUCGACAAUCACUUCAUGCGACCUGUGUUUGGUGGCCGGGGUUUCGUUGCCUAUGUUCCAGGCUCACCAACAGAAGGGAGCGUCCAUGAACAACCACAAUGAAAGAAGAAAACCCCACGCAAAGACGGUAUGCAAAAUAUAGGUGUAUACGAUACAUAAUAUUUACCAUGCUCUCUAAAUCUGUAGGUUUUUUGAAAUUCGCUUAAGUGCCAUGAUCGAUUUUUCUGUCAGUAAUGAGAGUAAGAAGUCUGUUUGUUCUAUAUACACCUUUUUGUGACUGUUUCCCUCCUAGAAACAACUCUUUUAAUGUGGUGUAUAGCAAAGGAAAACUGUUGUGUGUUCGUCGAGCAACACUGGAGAGAUUAUUUUGAGGUUAAAGACAUAUAAGAUUUUGAGAGAGAAAAAUAUGUUUAAACUCUCAUAUUUGGGUCUUAA
Mangifera indica (mango) is the source of this 2468-nucleotide messenger RNA. Its product is annotated as sodium/hydrogen exchanger 2-like. Gene Ontology annotation, molecular function: sodium:proton antiporter activity. The transcript is spliced from 14 exons. Gene Ontology annotation, biological process: proton transmembrane transport; regulation of stomatal closure; regulation of pH. The coding region runs from base 507 to 2135 and encodes 542 amino acids. Gene Ontology annotation, cellular component: membrane. The record is from RefSeq and is a predicted model, not a curated record. Lineage: Eukaryota; Viridiplantae; Streptophyta; Magnoliopsida; Sapindales; Anacardiaceae.